Messenger RNA from Scaptodrosophila lebanonensis, 4967 nucleotides. RefSeq names its product UDP-glucose:glycoprotein glucosyltransferase (gene Uggt). The record is from RefSeq and is a predicted model, not a curated record. NCBI's taxonomy places the organism in Eukaryota, Metazoa, Arthropoda, Insecta, Diptera, Drosophilidae. The coding region runs from base 200 to 4834 and encodes 1544 amino acids. Gene Ontology annotation, molecular function: UDP-glucose:glycoprotein glucosyltransferase activity. Gene Ontology annotation, cellular component: endoplasmic reticulum. The transcript has 2 exons.
UUGCUGACCGGCUAAACGCCACAUCAGUUUUUCUUGUUAAAUUAGAUUAACGUUAAAGGCUGAAAACUGCUCUAAAUCGCGUCGUGCUUCAAGCCCAACAGUGUUAGAGUUCGCCUUCAGCUCUUAGGAUCAUAAUUAAACCGGACUUGCGGCUACAAGACAUGUGCACAGAGCAAAACACGUAACAGCAGCAAUAACAAUGCAGCAACACUUUCUGUGCCUCUGCGCUUUACUUGCGCUUACCUCUCACUGUCUGGGUACAGAGUCAAGCCAGAGCUAUCCCAUAACAACACUUAUCAAUGCGAAAUGGACACAGACGCCAUUGUACUUGGAAAUUGCCGAGUACUUAGCAGACGAGCAAGCCGGUCUGUUUUGGGAUUAUGUGGAGGGAGCGGUAACAGUGGACUCGGCGCUCAACAGUUAUGAUACUGAGUCGCAGCAGUACAAUGCGGCGUUGCAAUUGGUACGAGCACAUCUCAGUGCGCCGCAGUUGCCACUCCUUAAGCUCGUUGUGGCUAUGCAUAGCUUGACGCCGCGUAUACAAACACAUUUUCAGUUGGCUGAUGAACUGCGUGCAUCAGGUGCUUGUCAGGCAGCAAUUUAUGCACAGGUAGGCACUGAACUGGCCUGCAGCUUGUCGGAGCUGCAACAGAAGCUCCAGUUGCCAGCAGCUACAAGCCUGGAUGCAACGGUGGAAACCUACAGCUUCGACCACAUUUACCCGGGCAGCGAGAACAAUACACGCACUGUUGUGCUCUACAGCGAUUUAGGCAGCGCCGCAUUUCGUCCCUUUCAUAAGCUGCUCGAGCGCGAGGCCAAUGCAGGAAAAGUGCGCUACAUAUUGCGCCAUCAGCUUGGUGAGCGCAGCACGAAAGCAGUUCGUCUUUCCGGCUACGGCGUGGAGCUGCAUUUAAAGUCAACGGAGUAUAAGAGUCAGGAUGAUGCACUCAAGCCAGAAGCAGGAGCCGAUGGUGCCGGAGUUGGCGAUGAUGCAGGCAAUGACUCCGAUGUACAAGGUUUUGACUUCAAGGUACUUAAAUCGCGCCAUCCCACUCUUAAGCGCGCAUUGGAUCAACUGCGACAGCGUCUGCUGCAGGGAAAUGACGAAAUUGCUCAGUUAAAGGCGUGGGAAUUUCAAGACCUUGGGCUGCAGGCAGCCGCUGCCAUAGCUGAAAUACAAAGCGAUGAAGCACUGCAAAUACUACAGUAUACGGCGCAUAACUUUCCCAUGUUGGCACGUACACUGCUGGCGCAUAAGGUGACAGAAGCUCUGCGAUCGGAGGUGAAACAUAAUACGGAGUCCUUUGGACGCACGCUCAAUGUGGCGCCGCCUGAUGGUGCUUUAUUCAUCAAUGGUCUUUUCUUUGAUGCAGACACCAUGGAUCUAUAUUCCUUGGUGGAGACGUUGCGCGCAGAGGUACGCGUACUUGAAAGUCUACAUAGCAACAAUGUACGCGGUACAUUGGCCGCCUCCCUGCUUGCUCUUGACUUGGCGGGGUCCAACAAACGCGAAUUUGCCAUCGAUAUUCGCGACACUGCGGUGCAGUGGGUCAAUGACAUAGAAACGGAUGCACAAUACCGCCGUUGGCCGGCGUCGGUCAUGGAUUUACUGCGGCCCACGUUUCCCGGUAUGCUGCGUAAUAUACGGAAGAAUGUGUUUAAUCUAGUGCUGGUGGUAGAUGCGCUGCAGCCGGUGGCACGCAGUGUAAUUAAACUAGCUGAAUCUUUUAUACUGCAUCAAGCGCCAGUGCGUCUAGGUAUUGUGUUCGAUGCCAGAGCUGCCAACGAACAGACUUCAGCAGACUACGUUGCUAUUGCAUGUGCCUUUAAUUAUGUUAGUCAGAAAAAGGAUGCACGGGCAGCUCUUAGUUUUCUCACGGAUAUUUAUGCAGCAGUUGGAGAGACGGCAGCCGUGACACUCCAGCAUAUUACGUUGCAGCUUACUAAGGAGUUCACUACGCUUUCUAGCAGCAAGGCGUCUGAAUUUUUGGAGGAGGACUCUGAUUAUGACUACGGACGUCAGCUGGCAGCAGAGUUCAUUGAGCGCCUAGGAUUUGGAGAAGUGGGUCAACCACAGGCUCUACUCAACGGCGUUCCAAUGUCGAGUAACAUCAUAACAGCCGAUAGCGACUUUGAGGAGGCAAUUUUCUCAGAGAUCAUCAGCCAGACCACGGCACUGCAGAAAGCAGUUUAUCGCGGUGACUUAACGGAUAACGAGGUUGCCAUUGAUUAUUUAAUGAAUCAGCCCCAUGUAAUGCCCCGCCUCAAUCAACGCAUCCUCAGCAACGAUGAUGUCAAAUAUUUAGACAUCAGCGGAGUGCCCUCGAAACAGUUAAGCAAUGCGGCGGCAUUAAAUAGACUGUCAAAUCGUGACAUGACUGCCACUCUGAUGCAAAAUCUGAAAUACUUUGGCGGAAAGCGUAGCACGGAGCACAUUGGCCAUGCCUCCAUACAUUUUCUUACGUUGUGGGUAUUCGCCGAUUUGGAAACUGUCGAGGGACGCGCCUUGCUUACACAUGCGUUGGAGUAUGUUCAGUCUGGACAGAGUGUGCGGUUGGCAUUCAUCCCCAAUACGGAGGGCAUUGCUGCAGGCAACAAACAGUCGCUCAAUCAAUUAGCAUGGGCGGCUAUGCAAACGCUGAAACCGUCAGAGGCUACGGACACAGUUCUUAAGUGGCUUCGUAAGCCAAAAGAGAAGCCGGUUCUGCCCAAGCAGCUAGAGGAGGUUCUGGGCUCUACCGACCUCCAUUUGAAAAUGCUGCGCGUCUAUGCUCAACGCGUUCUAGGAUUGGGUAAAUCGCAGCGUCUGGUAAUUGGCAAUGGACGUCUCUAUGGACCCCUUAACGCUGGAGAAUCCUUCGACAGUGCCGACUUUGCUCUGCUCUCGCGCUAUAGCUCGCUUCAGUAUGGUGACAAGGUACGCGAUGUGCUUAAGGCGUCCGCAAUGGAUGUGGGUAAAGAUUUUAACAGCGACACGCUGCUCAAACUCUAUGCGAGUUUGCUGCCACGGCAGACCAAGACCCGUUUUAAAUUGCCAUCGGACUUAAAGACUGCUCAUUCAGUGGUGCAGCUGCCACCAAAGCAAACUUUGUUGCCUCAUUUCGAUAUCGUUGCCGUGUUGGAUCCUGCAUCGCGAGCCGCCCAGAAGCUGACCCCCAUUUUGAUACUGCUCCGUCAGACUCUGAACUGCCAGCUCCACAUCUAUCUGACGCCUGUGCCUCAACACAGCGACAUGCCAGUAAAGAACUUUUAUCGCUAUGUUGUGGAGCCUGAGGUGCAGUUUGAAGCGAGCGGCGCUCGCGCUGAUGGACCUCUGGCUAAGUUCAGUGGUUUACCUGCCAAUCCGCUUCUUACGCAGCAAUUGCAAGUUCCCGAGAACUGGCUGGUGGAGGCUGUGCGCGCCGUCUACGACCUGGACAAUAUUAAGCUACGCGAUAUUGGCGGCCCUGUGCACAGUGAGUUCGAUUUGGAAUAUUUGCUGCUCGAGGGCCAUUGUUUUGAUGCUGCCACCGGGGCACCACCACGUGGCUUGCAGUUAGUGUUGGGUACCAAGGCGCAGCCCACGCUAGUCGAUACCAUAGUUAUGGCCAAUUUGGGUUACUUCCAGCUGAAGGCCAAUCCGGGCGCCUGGACUUUGCGCCUCCGCGAUGGCAAAUCUGCGGACAUUUAUGACAUAACACAUGCCGAAGGACCGAAUACUUUGCAUCAGGCAGGUGCGACACAGGUGCUUAUUAGUUCCCUGCGCUCGCAUGUUAUCAAGUUGCGAGUAUCCAAACGGCCGGGUAUGCAGCAGGCUGAAUUGCUUUCCGAUGACAACGAUAAUGCGCAGACGGGCAUAUGGAAUAGCAUUGCUAGUAGCUUUGGCGGUGGCAGCAGCGGAACGGGAGCAACGGACGAGGACAGUGAGACGAUCAACAUCUUCUCCGUGGCGUCGGGACAUUUGUACGAGCGUCUGCUGCGCAUCAUGAUGGUGUCGCUUCUGAAGCACACCAAAUCGCCGGUGAAGUUUUGGUUCCUUAAGAACUAUCUGUCGCCACAGUUCACCGACUUUCUGCCCCACAUGGCCCGCGAGUAUAAUUUCCGUUAUGAGCUAGUCCAAUACAAGUGGCCGCGUUGGUUGCAUCAGCAGACGGAAAAACAGCGCACGAUUUGGGGCUACAAAAUACUCUUCCUUGACGUCCUUUUCCCGCUAAAUGUUCGCAAAAUAAUCUUUGUGGACGCUGAUGCCAUUGUGCGUACGGACAUUAAGGAGUUGUACGAUUUGGACUUGGGUGGUGCGCCCUACGCCUAUACUCCUUUCUGUGAUUCGAGGAAGGAGAUGGAAGGUUUCCGGUUCUGGAAGCAGGGCUACUGGCGCAGUCAUCUUAUGGGAAGACGGUAUCAUAUCUCUGCCUUGUAUGUGGUGGAUCUAAAGCGCUUCCGCAAGAUUGCUGCCGGUGACAGACUACGUGGGCAGUAUCAGGCGCUCAGUCAGGAUCCCAACAGCUUGGCCAAUCUUGAUCAGGACUUACCCAAUAAUAUGAUACAUCAGGUGGCAAUUAAAUCACUCCCAGAUGAAUGGCUAUGGUGUCAGACCUGGUGCAGUGAUAGCUCCUUUAAGCGUGCCAAGGUCAUCGAUUUGUGCAACAAUCCGCAGACAAAGGAGGCUAAACUUACGGCGGCGCAACGCAUCGUGCCCGAGUGGAAGGAUUACGAUGCUGAGCUGAAGGCUCUGUUGGCUCGCAUAGAAGAUCACGAGAACUCGCACGGUAGUGGGACAAGUGGGAGCAGAGAGGAUAAUGCGUUUCCUGUGACUGACCCGCCUAUGCCGGAGCCAAAGCACGGCGAGCUGUGACUGCCCUUUAGCUGAAUUUGUAAUGCAGUUGCGCCUUAAGUGAUUCUUGUAAGCCUAAUGUCAACUCGAUACUACAUAGCUAAGCAUCUCCUACAACAUAAUAAAUUUAAAAAUCUAAUUUUUAAUUAAUUAA